Messenger RNA from Rotaria sp. Silwood1, 537 nucleotides. The record is from the annotation of a GenBank genome assembly. NCBI's taxonomy places the organism in Eukaryota, Metazoa, Rotifera, Eurotatoria, Philodinida, Philodinidae.
AUGUUUACAGGUCAUGGCCUGCUUACUGCUUUCAAAUGUGAUCUGAAUUUGACCACAGAGGAAAAUAACUGGGCGACAUCAGCCUUUUUUAUUGCAUAUCUAACCUUCGCAAUUCCGAGCAGUUUAAUAUUGCGCUUGCUUGGUGCGACACGUUAUUUAUCACUAAGUUUAAUUUCAUGGGGCGCAAUUACGAUUGGCAUGGCUUUUGUAACAAAUGCUCGUCAACUGAUCGUUCUUCGAUUUCUUCUCGGCAUGGUUAUAGCUGGCUAUUUUCCAGGCAUCAUCACUUAUUUUUCCUUAUGGUAUCCAAAACGAGAACAAAUCAUGAGAAUUGCUAUAUUUUGUACUGCCACAUUCGGCUCGGGAGCACUCGUUGGCAUUCUGGCGUAUGCAAGCAGCAAAAUGAACGGCGUUGCCAAUUUGAAAAGUUGGCAAUGGCUCUUUUUGCUCCCAGGACUGCCUGUCAUCCCAGUAGGUAUUGUCACUUAUCUCGCUCUUGGCAAUAUACCUGAAACUGUCCAAUGUAAGACUAAAUAG